CGCUCAUAAGCAGUAAUGGUUACUGGGCUGCGCCGAUCAAACUGGGGAUUGACAGGCAAACCGGCCACGACUGUUUAAAAGUAUUUUUCAACGCAGGGUUUUGUUAAUUUUUUACCACAUGAUCUUUAACGGAUAUUUUUUUUGGAUCGAAUGCGUUCUCGGGAGGACAUUAACCUGUUGCAUUGUUUUCGACAGUCUCGCGGCAGCGGUCAACUUUAAAGAUGUUCUAUUGUGGAUGCGAUGACGUUCGGUGUCGAUGGUUUGCAGUUCUGUAGGAAAGUCGGAGUGCGAUUUUUUUUUCUUCAAGCUCUUUAGUGUCAUACGUUGCUCGGGACGAUGCAUGUGUCUCUGGCUGAAGCUCUGGAGGUGCGAGGAGGUCCACUUCAGGAGGAGGAGGUCUGGGCUGUCCUCAGUCAGAGUGCCGACAGCCUCCAGGAGCUAUUCAGAAGAGACCCCUCUGCCCUGGGCUUCAUCAUCUCUCCAUGGUCCCUGUUGUUGAUGCCCUCAGGCAGCAUCUCCUUCACAGACGAGAACGUGACGCAGCAGGACCUGAGGGCCUUCACAGCUCCAGAGGUCCUGGAGGGAGUCACACUCUCUUCUCUGUCAGAUAUAGAGAAGAUGCACAUGUACUCCCUUGGAAUGACCUUGUUUUGGGGAGCGGACUAUGAGAUUCCACAGAGUCAGCCGAUGAAGCUGGGCGAGCGCCUGAACAGUAUUCUCCUCAACAUGUGUGACGACGGCACCCUGAGCCGUAUGUCUGUGCUCACCGUAAUGGACGCCUGCAGCACACACAUCAGAAAUUCUAGCUGCGAACCCUCCUUCACACACAUCAGAAAGCUGGUCCGACUGGUGCUGGGCAGCCUCUCCCAGCUGGAUGGCCUACUGUCCCAGAGUGAUAGGGAGUCUAUUCCGGAGAGGAGCAAGGAGAUUCGGGAGAGGCUUCGGGGCAAAGGCCUUCCCUCAGGGAGGAGUGCAGCCCCGCGGGUACUGGAGCGCUACAAGGCCCGUAGUCAGGAGCAGGCAUCUCUGAACCGUGGCAUGAGUCGCUCCAUGGGCUCCCUCCCCAUCCAGGACCUCCUGAGAGGUGAGGAGGUGGCCCCGCCUGGUCCCUACCCGCCUUCGGAUAACCAUCCUGGGUCAGAGUCCUCCGCAGACCCGGCCCUCUACUUCCAGGCCCAGCAGAGAGGCAGGCCGGUCGAGCUGGACAGGAGGUCCCUGCCCUAUAGAGGAGACUCAACAGCCCAACACAAGAAGAACUGGGCGUCUUCUGUAGACCUGGCCCACAUUGACCCGGAUAUGCUCCGCUUUGGAGCCCUUGAGGAUGCCAGGCGGGGUAGCAGUGCCCUCAGUACCCGCUCAGGGGGAAGGCACAAGUCAGCCUCCCGGGUGUCCCGGGACAGAGACCGAGACGGGGAGAACCGCUACUCAGACUUUGGGGGGUUGGAGACGCACAGGACGAAGGCCCACCACCGCUCAGCCCUGUCGGUCAGCUCAGCUCUGACCUCAGCCUAUGACCGGAUCAAGGAGAAGCAGAGGAAGCUGCAGGUCCUCCGCCAGGCCAUGGACGAUCCUCUGCACUCCCACCGGAGGUACCACAGUGACUACAGCUCGUCCAGUGAGAGCCCCUCUGUAGCUUCCUCUGAAACAGACUACAGACAAGCUAAGAAAACAGAGGAAGUGAGACGCUACAGCUCCCAGUUGGCUCUCUCAGACCAUCACGGCGUGUCUCUCACCAGCCACAACACGCACAGGCACAGGCGGUAUGAGGGUGCAGCAGACGAGGGUCUGAUGCUCCAGAGACGGGAGGACGAGGUUCAGAGGCUCCAGGCUAACAGGCUGUCCAGGGCAUCCCUCUACCCAGGGGACGACCCCCGAGCCAGCCUCUACCCCGGGGAUGAGCCCCUGGCCUUGGCCAUGGCCCUGGCACGCACCUCCAUGCUGGAUCUCCGGGACCCUCUCAAUGCAACGCUACCACACCACCGCAAGCCUAAGAAUUUCUUUGGUCCUGAAUUUGUGAAGAUGACCAGCGAGCCAUGUGUUGCCUUAACUGUUCCCUCUUCAAUAAUGAACAAGCGUGGGAAGCUGGAUGAGGUCCAGAGGAAGGUGGGGGUGGUUCUGCUGAACGGCCAGAAGCUGGAGCUGAGCUGUGACAUCAAGGCUGUGUGUAAGGACGUGUUGGACAUGGUGGUGGCUCACAUUGGACUUGUGGAACACCACCUCUUUGGCCUUGCCUGCCUCACAGACAAUGAGUUCUUCUUCAUUGAUCCCGAUGCCAAGCUGUCCAAAGUUGCUCCUGAGGGGUGGAAGGAAGAACCCAAGAAGAAGAAACCAGACGUCCAGUUUAACCUGUUCCUACGCAUCAAGUUCUUUCUGGAUGACGUCAACCUCAUACAGCACACCAUGACAAAACAUCAGUACUACUUGCAGCUGAGGAAGGAUAUCUUGGAGGAGAGGGUGUGCUGUGACAUGGAGAAUGCCAUGCUCCUGGCAUCUCUGGCUCUUCAGGCAGAGUUUGGCGACUACCAGGCAGAGCUCCAUGGAAAAACGUACUUCAGACUGGAACAUUACAUGUCUGCCUCUGCGCUGGAUAAUAUUGACCAGAGCUCCAUCAAGGAAGAACUGCUGAAACUACACAGCACAUACUAUGGAGCCACAGAGACAGAGACUGAGUUUGAGUUCCUCAAGGAGAGCCAGAGGCUGACAGAGUACGGGGUUCACUUCCACCGCGUCCUCCCUGAGAAGCGGUCCCAGACAGGUAUCAUGCUCGGGGUCUUCUCCAAGGGUGUCCUCAUCUUUGAGGUCCUGAAUGGAAACAGAACCCCGGUACUAAGGUUCCCCUGGAGAGAAACCAAGAAGAUCUCUUUCACAAAGAAGAAGAUCUGUCUUCAGAACACAUCAGACGGGAUCAAACACCUAUUCCAGACAGACAGCAACAAGACCUGUCAGUACCUGCUACACCUCUGCUCUGCUCAGCACAAGUUCCACCUGCAGAUGAAGGCCCGACAGAACAACCAGGAGCUGCAGGACUUGGAGAACUCUCCACUGAGCCUCCUGCAGUACUCUCUGGGCCAGGGGGGGGUGGAGGGGAUCGGGAGGGCAGUGAGCUCUGCCAGCCUGACUCCUAGCUCCUCAGCCCGUUCCGCCCACUCAGACUCAGACCUGAAGAGGAUCUCCUACUCAGAGGUGGCACUGAACAAGGCCCCUGGCAGCCGGUUCCAUGCCCAGGAGGAGGUGCUCUUCCCUGGGUUGAACUCUGGCCUCGGCCCCUACCACCACCACCACCCCUCCAAUGCCCGGCUAAUGAUGAGCAGAUCACACCACAACCUGGGCCAGGUGCCUGAAUCUCCAGAGCACCGUGCGGUCCCCUUCAACAGCCAGUCCCAGUCUGCUGUGAACCACGCCCAGCUCCUGGACUCCCACCACCGAGCCAGCUCGGACACAGACUCCAUCUCUGUAGCUCACCAGCAGGACAUAGGGUUUGGCUCCUCAGCGUCGCACGGCAGCCCCGCCUGGAGCCUUAAGAGCUUCCAGAAAGAGUCUGACUCCUCCUCCAUCGAAGAGACGGGACAUGCUUAUGUCGUAGGUGUGAGCAUGCACAGCUCUGGUCUGCCCUCAGCACCUGCCUCUCUGACUAGUGUCAACAAUUCCCUGAAGACAAAGCUGAAUGCCUUGCCUUCCCCAGAGAGAGAGAUUACCACGGUCAAUCUGAAGAAAGAUGUGAAGUCUGGCCUGGGGUUUCAGAUAGUAGGGGGGGGGCAGAACUCUGGUCUUGUUGAUCUUGGCACCUUAAUCAGCUCCAUAACUCCUGGGGGUCCUGCAGAUGUCAACGGCUGCCUCAAGCCAGGGGACCGUCUAAUCUCUGUGAAUGAGGUGAACCUAGAGGGCCUCCCCCACUCCGCUGCCAUCGAGGUCCUGCAGAGCGCCCCCGAUGACAUCACACUGGUGGUGUCUCAACCCAAAGAGAGGCUCUAUGAAGAGUCUCCGUCAGGGUUUGCUCCAUAUAAACCCCAGGCUCCUCUGGCGGUCUCCAGACAGAGACAACAGGACCUGGACUUUGAGUCUUCAUUUGAGGAACAGGAAGCAGGAACAGGCUCCCCCAGCCCUCCUCUCCCCACCACCACCACCACCCCCUUGUCUGUCUCCACUGUCCCACGCCAGGGCAGCCUCCAGUCACAGGACUCCAGGACCGAGAGCACCAAUGCACCCCUCCAGACCCCCGUCAACGGCACCCAACCCCAUCGCACCCCGCCCACUGAAGCUGCCUCAGUACCCGUAUCCAUACUCCAUCACCAGGAUCAAACCAUCAACAUCGCCUUGACCUUCGACCCCCUCAAAGUGGCUCCACCGGCGUUGCCACCCAAAACCAGGAAAGCUAAGAUCCUUAAAGACCCGGACUAUUCAGAUAGAGGGGACUCUGAAAUGGAUGAGGAGACGUACUCUAGUAGUCAAGAGAAACCAAAAUUGAAAAAGGAGUUAACUCCUCCUCUCCUCAACGGCAUCAUGGGAGGGUUAAGUGGUAAUGUCCCAGGGGUCAGUAGUCUCUCUCCUGGAGAUCUGUUUGACGUUGAGCUGUCUAAAAAGGACAGAAGCCUGGGCAUAAGUGUCACGGGUGGAGUGAAUACCAGUGUGAAGCAUGGAGGUGUUUAUGUGAAAGCCAUCAUCCCGAAAGGAGCUGCAGAACUGGACGGAAGGAUCCAGAAGGGUGACAGGGUGGUGGCUGUCAAUGGGAAGAAUCUGGAAGGAGCCACUCACAAGCAGGCUGUGGAGACCCUCAGAGAUACUGGAAAGAUGGUCCACUUGCUGUUAGAGAAGGGUCAGCUCCCUGCGGACCGUGUCCACGCCCCCCUGACGCCUCAGUGCACCCCUCCCUCUGUGCCCAACGACCAACAGAAACAGGCGCCAGAGCCUACUCAGCCUAAAGCCCAGCCAGAGUACAGCUUCAUCACUGACGACAAUGUAUUUGAGGUGCCCUUGCUGAAGAACUCAUCAGGCCUAGGGUUCAGCUUCAGCAGAGAGGGCACCCUGCCUGACCAGACCACUGGUAACGGCCCUGGUAACGGCUCCAGCAUGGUCCGGGUCAAGAAGUUGUUCCCCGGGCAACCUGCCGCUGAGAGUGGACGCAUCAACGUGGGUGACGUCAUACUCCGUGUCAACCAGAUGCCCCUCAAAGGACUCUCGCAGCACGAGGUGAUCUCAGCGCUGCGAGGGACCGGUCAGGAGGUGACUCUGCUGCUCUGUAGACCUGACCAGGGGGUCUUACCUGAGACGGACUCCUCUGCUCUGACUUCCAUGGCCUCUCCUCGUAAGGAACCAGUAGCCCAGACCCAGCAGCCUGAAUGCAGCCUGGCCAGUCCCAGGACAACCUCCCCUGUAGGGUCUGAAGGGAUGAGGAACCAGGAUCUGGGACCUGGGCCAGUGGAGGAAGCUCUGGAGAGACUGCUCAUGAAGUCCCCCAGCCGACGGGACAGCUACAGCGACAGCACGGAUGAUGAGGAGGUGGAGGAGGCCUUCAGCCCCUCUCUGGAGCAGGGCCGACAAGCCUGGGACCGUAGUAUCUACCAGACCCCCAGCAGUAACCUCACUCUGGGGAGGCUCCGCCAGUAUGAGACCCCCUGUGAGCUGGAUGACACCAUCCGCUCUGCCUACUACUCUCCCAACCUGUCACUGGCCAACCUCAGCAGAAGGUGUCCCUCCUCCUCCCCUCUGACCCCUGACCUGGCCACCACCCCUCAACGAGAAGCCCCCAGUCCCGACCCCCUGCCUCCCCCUCUACCACCGCUCUUCAACCUCACCCACACCCUGCCAGACAACAGACAAGACAUGGACGAGUUUGUGCCGGACGUGGAGCUGAAAGUGUCCCUUGUGAAGUCUGAGAAAGGAAGCCUGGGGUUUACUCUGACCAAAGGCAAUGACCUGGGCUGUUACAUCCAUGACAUCAUCCAGGACCCUGCCAAGGGAGACGGCAGGCUGCGGCCCGGGGAUCGCAUGAUCAUGGUGAACAACAAAGAUGUGUCCAACAUGGGCCACACUGAGGUGGUGAACCUGGUGAGAGCGGCCCCCAGGGUGGUAGAUCUAGUGGUAGGAAGGGUCCUGGAGGCCCCUAAACCCCCCAUAGAGGCACACCUACUGCCUGACAUCUCCUUCCAGUGCCCUGACCAAACAUUAGGUCUAGUAUUGGACGGGGGCAGUGACAGUGUGUACGGGGUGUUGUUCAUAAAGGAGGUCCUGCCUGGCUCGGCGGCGCUGAUGGAGGGCAGUCUGAGGCCCUUAGACCUGGUCCACUAUAUCAACGGAGCUCCAACUCUGGACCUGACCCUCAAUGAGAGCUGCAGGCUGCUGGAGAUCUCCCUCAGGGAGCUCACUAUCAAAGCUACAAGGGAUGGGAAACCAGUUUCUCCAGGACAGAAGAGUAUUUCAUUUCUCAACAACAACGUCAGCCCUGAAGUCUCCACCAGCCUGAAUGAUUAUGUCUAUGGGGCAGAUCGCAGAGAAACAGAGGCCUUAUCUACGCUAUGUCUUCUAGAGGAGGAGAUCAUUCAGUUGGACCUGGACAAGCCUGCAGCAGGAGGCCUAGGCUUCUCUGUCAUCGGAGGAGAGAGGGGCAUCUUUGUCAAGUCCAUCACCCCUGGUGGCAUAGCAGAUCGUACAGGACGGCUGCAAGUGGGGGAUAGACUGCUCAAAGUGAACGAGGAGCUGAUGACUGGCGUGUCUCACACUAAAGCUGUCACCACUAUCCGAAAGGCCAAAGGACUGGUGCACCUCAUAGUGUCCAGACCGCCGGACCAAAACCCCAACACCUACCUGUCCUACCUCCCCAUCAACUCUGACGAAUGCAACGGCAACGCUGACGACGCCGACGACAGUGGAAUGAAGACCAAACUGUGUGGUCCACCUAAUGAGAACAGGAGCCCUCCUGACAUACCGCCAAUAGACUAUGAUGUAGGUUCAACGGAGCGGAGGAGGAGAGACGGUGAGGUGGAGAAUACUGAUCUGUGUGAAGACACAGACCGUGACGGCUCCUCUCUACCAGAGGACUCUCCUGAGACCUCCCGGAAAGCCGACUGGAAAGAGGAAAGUGUAGACGACCCACUGAAUGAGAGCUACAUGCAGAUGACAUCAGAGCUUCCAGAAGAGGAUGAGAUUACCUGGGGGAGUGACGAGCUGCCUAUAGAGAAUAUUACCUGGACAUUCACUGACGAUAAACCCAUCAUUACAGAGGAUGAGCUGACCUCUCUGCCCCUGGUGAAAGUGGUCCCUGAUGGACAGUACACUAGGGCCAAGCUCAACACUGUGGUGCGUAUGCUGAGGGGCCUGCUCGAACAGAAGAUCCCUUUGCAGGAGUUUGAGAAUCUACAGAAUCUACAGCCGCUGGAUGACUGUCUAAUUGGUCAGACGAAGGAAAACAAGAAAAAGAAUCGUUAUAAGAACAUUGUCCCUUUUGAUACCACCAGAGUGAUCCUGGGUAAAGAUGGCGGCUACAUAAACGCCAACUUUAUCAACAUGCCAGUGAAAGACGAGAACUUCAUGUACAUUGCUUGUCAAGGACCCUUACCCACCACUCUGGGUGACUUCUGGCAGAUGAUCUGGGAGCAGAAAUCCAAUGUCAUCGCUAUGAUGACCCAGGAAGUGGAAGGGGGAAAGGUGAAAUGUCAACGGUACUGGCCCGACACCCUGCAGACGGCUGAGAUGGUGGACGAGAGGCUGCAGAUCACCCUGGUCAAAGAUCAGCACCUGGACCACUUUGUUAUCCGUCUCAUCGAGGUCAAAGAUAUCCAGACCGAAGAGAUUCAACGCGUCACCCACCUGAACUAUACCGGCUGGCCAGACCACGGUACCCCAUCACAGCCUGAGCAGCUGUUGACGUUCAUAUCCUACAUGAGGCACAUCCACCAAUCAGGACCCAUCAUCACGCACUGCAGUGCAGGGAUUGGCCGAUCCGGAACCCUCAUCUGCAUAGACGUGGUUCUAGGCCUCAUCAGUAAAGAUGUUGAUUUUGAUAUUUCAGAUGUGGUACGUAACAUGAGACUGCAGAGACAAGGAAUGGUACAAACAGAGGAACAAUACAUCUUCUGCUAUCAAGUGAUCUUAUACGUGCUCCGAUGUCUUCAAGCAGAGGAGAAAAUCUCAGGAUAGCAACCCUUUUUAAAGUCCCAGUGCUGUACACAACAACGUCCUCUCCUGAGAUUUUGUGAGAGCAGAACUACGCACACUGGAGAGUUGACACAGCACCUUGAAGACAGAACAGAACCAAGCGGUGGGUUUACAAAAACCACUGCUCAACCAACGUUCAAUAAAUGCCUUAAAACAUUCUGGGCUUGUGUCCCGGACAAAGAUCAAGCCUAGUCUUGGAUUUACUGGUACUUUCAAUAGAGAAUCUCCAUUUAGCAUGGUUCUUAGUCUCAGAACUAGGCUUAAUCUGUGUCUGGGAAAGCAGUCCCUUGUUUCAUGAAAGUAAAUUCUUACAGGAGUCUGUAUAUUUCUGUUUGCUUGACCUCUACCUCUUUAACUGCUCUACCCCUUCUCUUGAUGUAUACACAAGAACAUACGGUUGAUUUUUCCGUCUUUUCUACGUGAAAACAAUGCUUUUUAUAGAUUAUUGGCUAUUAUGAAAUAUCUAUGACAGUUGAUAAAUGAAUUCAUAUUUUAAAUGUGGAACAAAAUCAUGUAUUUUUAAAGAUUUUGAUGCUGGAAGUUGCCUUGACAGAAUACGAUGACAGUAUUUGCAUUGUAAAUCGUAUUAUUAUGGUAAUUGCUGACUGAUGCCAGUGUUAAUCAAAAGGAAAUUAAAGUGUACAUAUUCAUCUCUUGAAAACUGUGGAUAUGUUUUAAUGUUACAUACAGGAAAAAUUGCAAUUUGUAAAUAAAAGUCAAACGUUUA
This is a messenger RNA of Coregonus clupeaformis (lake whitefish), 8878 nucleotides long. It is a transcript of the gene ptpn13, whose product is annotated as protein tyrosine phosphatase non-receptor type 13. The coding region runs from base 337 to 8133 and encodes 2598 amino acids. The record is from RefSeq and is a predicted model, not a curated record. Gene Ontology annotation, biological process: peptidyl-tyrosine dephosphorylation. Gene Ontology annotation, molecular function: protein tyrosine phosphatase activity; phosphatidylinositol 3-kinase regulatory subunit binding. Gene Ontology annotation, cellular component: nucleus; cytoplasm; cytoskeleton. NCBI's taxonomy places the organism in Eukaryota, Metazoa, Chordata, Actinopteri, Salmoniformes, Salmonidae. The transcript is spliced from 51 exons.